Molecule: messenger RNA, 1170 nt
Organism: Dictyostelium purpureum
Lineage: Eukaryota; Evosea; Eumycetozoa; Dictyosteliales; Dictyosteliaceae
Exons: 3
Coding region: 1-1170 (389 amino acids)
Biological process (GO): protein dephosphorylation
Cellular component (GO): nucleus
Molecular function (GO): protein tyrosine/serine/threonine phosphatase activity
Source: RefSeq, a predicted model, not a curated record
AUGAAUGAUGUUUCAAAAAUAUUUCCAGGAUUUUAUAUUGGCUCACUGCCAGCUGUAAAUAGAGGUAACUUGGAUAAACAUCAAAUUACACACAUUCUCAGUAUCUUAAAUGAAUUUAGACCAAAAUGGACCAAUAUGUAUAGCUAUCUACAUAUCGAUAUUUACGAUUCCCCAUCUGUAGACAUCAAGAAAUAUUUUGAAAAGACUUUUCAAUUUAUUGAAGAAGGUAGAAGAGAAGGUGCUGUUUUGGUACACUGUUUUGCUGGUAUUUCAAGAUCAGCCACAAUUUGUAUUGCAUAUUGUAUGAGAAAAUUAAGAAUUUCAUUUGAAGAUGCCCAUGGUUUAUUAUUUGAUGCAAGACCAAUUAUUUUCCCAAAUGAAUCAUUCGUUAAACAAUUAAAAAAAUAUGAGGCUGAGUUAAAAGAAGGUAUCAUUGUUCCAAUUAGCACAAAUCUUAGAUUCAAAUUAUAUUCACCCAAAUAUGAUUCAGAUGAUGAUGAAUCAGAGGAGGAUGAAGAUGAUGGCUAUGAUACAGAAGAAGAAUAUGAGGAUGAAGAAGAUGAAGAAUCAGAAGAAGAAGAAGAAGAAGAAGAAGAGUAUGAUAAUGUUGUUAAAAAAGAUAAAAAAGUUAAUCAAAAGGCUACCGUUGAACAAACCACUGCUAGUAUUUCUAAUAUUUCAAUUUCAUCAUCAUCAUCAUCGCCAAGUAGUGAAAAUAAUGACAUUAAUAACAAUAGUGACAAUAUAAAUAAUACUCAAGAAGAAACAGAGGAGGAAUCAAAUAAUAACAAAGCAACUUUGGGUGUAUAUAGAUAUUGUUGUAGAAAGUGCUCAACUGAAUUAUUUUUAGACUAUGAUAUUUUGGACCAUGAACAGGGUGAAGGUCAAUCAUCAUUCAAAUUCCAUAGAAGAGAUUUAAAUCUUUCAGAAAAUAAAGAAGCAGCAGCCAAAAAAGUAGUUUGUACAUCAUUUUUUAUUAGUGAAAUAGAAUUUGUUUUAAACCAAACCGGAGAAGGUAUGAGUGGUAAACUCAAUUGUCUAAACUGUAAAGAAAAACUUGGCUCUUGGUCAUGGAGUGGAGAACAAUGUUCUUGUGGACAAUGGAUUGCACCAUCAUUCCAAAUACCUAAACAAAGAAUUGAUGAAAAGAGAAUAACCAAAAAAAAUUAA